Cercospora beticola is the source of this 2129-nucleotide messenger RNA. RefSeq lists its product as uncharacterized. Lineage: Eukaryota; Fungi; Ascomycota; Dothideomycetes; Mycosphaerellales; Mycosphaerellaceae. The record is from RefSeq and is a predicted model, not a curated record.
CCGAGGUUGCAUGACAAGACACGCUCCCAGCUUCCACGACAUGGAGCAGCCGAUAGGUCCAUCGCCUCCAUACUCUUCGCAUGGACCGUCAACACAUGGCGCUGGCGAUGCCGCCAACGCAGCGGCGACAGCAACGGCAGCAGCAGCGUUGUCGCAAGAUCACAUCCCCACUCCAAAUGCCACGAAUUCACGCAAGCGGCGCGCGACCGGCGCGCCAGGGAGCAGAGGCGUCGCAAACCUGACGCCCGAGCAACUAGCGAAAAAGCGGGCGAACGACAGAGAGGCACAGAGAGCAAUCAGAGAGCGGACGCGGAAUACCAUCGAGAGCCUCGAGCGGAGAAUCAGAGAACUCGAAAGCCAGCAGCCCUUCCAAGACUUGCAGCGCGUAGUUCAGGAGAGGGACAGGGCACUGGCGGAAUGCGAAGAGCUGCGUCGACGUCUGGGAGCAGUGGCAGGCAUAGCAGGAGCAGCGUCACAGCAACCACAUCCCAGCCUUAAUGAGCUCGCGGCUUUGACGGCACAGCAGAGUCCUCUGCCGCCGCUGACCGUGCUCAAUAAUUCUAGCUACCCACAGGAUCAAGGACAUCGGUACAGCGAACAACCACAACAGAAUCCUAAUUUACAUCCACAACUGAGAUCUCCGGGCACAGAGUCUUCAGGGCAGACACCAACUGCUGGCCAUUCGACCGAUUCAGGUGGCUCUGCAUACCACAACGGAGAUUCUGAAGCCGGCCGGAACGCAGUGCACCAACGUUACUCUCAGUCGCCGAACGAAGGACGAUAUGAACAACGUAGGCAAACCUCAGCACAGCCGCAUCAUCACAGCAAUGGGGAUCGCUUGGGACUCAGCUAUGUCCUGGACAAUGCUCAGCAGUCCCACGAAACCACUGCCUCGCCACCAACAGAAUCCUAUCAACCUUCACGAUCACCAGAUUUGCCCGUUUAUGCUCGCAUCACCAAUCAAGGGCCCCCUUCGUGCCCUCUAGACUCACUGCUCCUUGAUGCCUUUCGAAGCCGCAGAAAGAUGAUGCAAGACGGUACAUCCAUGCAAGAGGCUAUAGGGCCCGACUACCCGGCGUUCGCAGCAAUGGUCGAUCCUGGCGAUGGCAGUCGACGUUCGGAAUGUCACCAGGUUUCGGCACUUCUGAUCGACAUUCUCUCCAAAUUUCCCGACGUUGCACAGCUACCGGAAAAGGUUGCUGUGCUUUACAUCAUGUUCCUGGUCUUGCGCUGGCUCAUAUGUCCCUGCGAAAAGUGCUAUGAGCGCCUACCAGAGUGGUGUCGCCCGACUGCGGUGCAGCUGGAGAAAGCUCAUGUAGCAUGGGCAGACUAUCUUCCUUGGCCUUACAUGCGCUCACAGAUUGCGCUCCGCGAAGGUGAAGUGAAGUUUGAGGACUUCUUUGUUUCCUACACCACGACCUUGUCUCUGAACUGGCCGCUUCCUCACGACUGUGUGUUGCUAAGAUCGGGCAACGACGGAGCAACGCUCGAAUUGAAUCCAGCUUUCGAGCAUCAUUUACGUGAUCUGAAUAAUUGGAGUCUCGGGACCAGAUUCGCUCAGACAUUCCCUCUUUUGGUGGACAGUACAGUGCGCAUCAAGGAUGCAUAGUAUGCAUCCGAUCCACGACGAUUCUCUUCUGCGGACGAGUAUGGGUAUGGACCGCUGAGCUCCUCAUGGGAUUCUGUGAUGGGAUGGCGAAAUGAAUGAAUGAUCUUUUUGUGAAAUAUUUAUGGAGAGAACGGGUACAGCGAGGCGUUCAGUUGGACUAUGGGCAUAGGGGGGUAUUGGGUCGCGUUAUCGCCAGCGCUGCGGAGUACGUGAACACAGCACCGGUAGAGGGAUAGGUCAGGGGUAUCACAAGCGCGUUGGAGCAGUCAUCGAUUGACAUCAGCGCUCAGAUGCAGACCACGCGUUGAACUCAAGCUGCAACCUUAAGUGAACGAGCAAACAAGAACUGCCGAUUAGGCAACUCCUAAGUGAAUGGAGCGGCGGGAGUGCGCGUCUUGCCGAGAGCCCCUUCCGACGUUUGAAGCAUUUGUGACGGAAAAGUGCAGUUGCGCGCUUCCUCGCACGUUUGUUCCAAAAACAUCAACACACACACCCGCCGCCAAACGCGGUCACUCACCGA